Molecule: messenger RNA, 2961 nt
Organism: Medioppia subpectinata
Lineage: Eukaryota; Metazoa; Arthropoda; Arachnida; Sarcoptiformes; Oppiidae
Source: the annotation of a GenBank genome assembly
AUGAUGAUGGACUCGAACUCGUGUUCAUAUGUGGCCACUCAAAGAGGAGGUGUGGCCCUACUGUUUGAGGGCCACCGAUAUAAUAAGGUUAGGGACGGCAAAGACGGCACCGUUUACUGGCGCUGUUCGCGGGACAGACAGUGUCCGGGACGGGCCGUUACCGUCAAUAAUCGUGUAAAGAAAGCCAAUAAUAAGCACAAUCAUCCGCCAGAGGCGGCUCUCCGUAAUGGUUCGGCCAACUCGUCCAUUAUAUCUUCAUCGCAGUCGGCAUCGAUCGGUGCGUCCACUUCUAAAGAUCGUGUCGAUGAGGGACUCUUAGCGUCCAGUAUUGCACUGCACGACGCGAUUGAGGCCCAGGCGGCCGCCGCCGCCGCCUUUCCCUCCAUCGUUACCGAAACACUUAAAUAUUUAGCGGUCGCGAGCGGUAACCCGCAAAUGGCCGCCGCAUUCGCCUCCUCUAUGGCCUCAUUGAGCAGUCCUUCAAUGAAAAAUCUCGACCUCGCGCUCGGGGGUAGAAAUAUGCCCCUUCCUAUCGGAGGUCUGCGGCCAUUGAGAAGUGCUUAUGAUUUUGUGUCUGAAAUUUUAGGUAACGAUUAUUACGACAACAGUUCAGACGACGAACCCCUGAAUAUGGCGAUCAAAAACACGGGGAAUAUCCUAAAGAGACUCCGGUCUCUGAUGAAGAACUCUAGUUCUGUGACCGAAUCGAUUCACGCCUAUAUAGUGCCGUCCAAUGACUCGCACGGCAGUGAAUACAUAGCCUCGUGUGACGCCCGACGAGCCUUCAUAUCGGGCUUUGACGGGAGCGCCGGCACAGCUAUUAUCACCCAAAAGGACGCCCUUCUCUGGACAGACGGCCGUUAUUUCCUUCAGGCGGAGAAACAGUUGGACCACAACUGGAUUCUGAUGAAGGACGCCAUCCCAGGGACGCUCACUCAGGCCGAGUGGCUCUCCAAGAAACUCGCGCCCGGGAGUCGGGUCGGUGUCGACCCAUUUGUGAUAUCAUACGCCACAUGGAAACCAUUAGCGGCUCAAUUAGAGGCCGCCGGCCAUACAUUAGUGCCAAUAAGUGAUAAUCUCGUGGACGAGGUGUGGGAUAACAGGCCGUCGCCGCCAAACAAAACGGUCGAUCCAUUGCCUCUGACGUAUGCGGGGAAGAGUUGGAGGGAUAAGAUCGUAGAAAUACGACAAGAGAUGAUCAAUAAGGGGACGACAGCUCUGGUCGUGACAGCGCUCGACGAGAUCGCGUGGCUCUUCAAUCUGAGGGGAUCUGAUAUUGAGUUCAAUCCUGUUUUCUUCGCCUAUUCAGUGAUAACUCUCGACAACAUAUAUUUAUUUAUCGAUGAAAAUAAGUUGAGUCCCGCGGCGUCCAAACACUUACAGAUCGACAUCUCAUUAAAUCACCAAAACUCAGGCCUUUCUAUUGAAUUACGUCCCUAUAAAAUGAUCAAAGAGUUUCUUAAAUGGUUGAUCAGUCAACUGCCCGGAAAGAUAUGGGUAUGUGUUGUGUCUAAUGUGUUGCCAAUGGAUUUGGGAAAAGGGAUAAGCCAUAAGUCGAGCUAUAGUCUAGUCAGUGUAAUACCCGAAUCGCGAAGAGUUGAGUCCUUAAGUCCCGUUGAGCUGAAGAAAACCGUCAAGAAUUCGGUCGAAAUUGAAGGCAUGAAGAGAUCACAUAUCAAAGACGCGGUGGCGUUGUGUGAGUUCUUCGCGUGGCUCGAGGAGGAGGUGCCCAAAGGCGAUGUCAACGAAUUGUCCGCCGCUGAGAAACUGGAAGAGUUUAGAAGGACUCAAGAAGACUAUAUGGGCCCCAGUUUUGAGACAAUAUCCGCUUCGGGACCGAACGCCGCUAUCAUUCACUAUCGUUGCACUGAAGAGACAAACAGACCGAUCACUUUAGAGGAGAUAUAUUUAUGCGAUUCCGGCGCUCAAUUCAAAGACGGAACGACAGACAUAACCCGAACCAUACAUUUGGGAACGCCGUCCAGUUUUGAGAAAGAGUGCUUCACUCGUGUACUCAAAGGCCACAUAGCGUUAGCGUCGGCUAUAUUUCCACAGUUAUUAAAGGGAAAUAUGUUGGACACGUGCGCUCGCAAAGCCUUAUGGGAUGUGGGACUGGACUAUUUGCACGGCACGGGUCAUGGAGUGGGUAUGUUUCUCAACGUACACGAAGGCCCGAUGGGUAUCAGUUAUAGACCAAACGCCGACGACCCGGGACUCGUCGAAGGCAUGAUACUCUCUAAUGAGCCCGGAUUUUACGAAGAGGACAAGUUUGGGAUUAGGAUUGAAAAUCUUGUGCUCAUAAAAAAAGCAAACACUAAGUACAAUUUCCGAAAUAGAGGUUACCUUACGUUUGAAACAAUAACACUUGUGCCCAUUCAGACCAAACUUCUUCAGCCAUCGCUUCUAACCAGUGAGGAAAUCUCAUGGCUCGAUAACUAUCAUCAGACAUGUCGUGAUAUUGUUGGUAAAGCUCUCGAAGAACAGGGAAAAACAAAUGGUCUUCAAUGGCUUCUGCGAGAGACCCAACCAUUGGGUUGAGUGCAGCGAAUGAUUGAGUUUUGUUGUUAUGUAGUAUUAGAUCUCCGCUUGAAUUAAAGCAAAGAAAGUGCCAAAGCCUUCAAUGUCUUCAAAAUGCCUGCAAUUCAUUGUCCGAACGAAUCGAUUAAUUUAGGUCUCAAAAUGAUUUCCCUUUUAAAUAGUUUGUUAAAUAGUGACAUAAAAUGACUGAAUAUAUAUCAGACAAAUACAGAAUUUUUAAUAUAAUUUAUAAAUCACUCAAGAAUUCCAAUAAACAUUUAUAUAAACAGAAAUUUUAAGGUUUACUUUUAUUUAUAAAUAGGGAUUACUUUCUCAUAUUUAGGGCUUUUCUAAUAUUUUUAAUUACUUUUCAGGUUUUUAUAGAAAAUGUUUAUUUUGUCAAUAAAAUAGUUUACAAAUAUUUGCAUUUUUCUUAUGCAGGAA